Molecule: messenger RNA, 2394 nt
Organism: Tetranychus urticae (two-spotted spider mite)
Lineage: Eukaryota; Metazoa; Arthropoda; Arachnida; Trombidiformes; Tetranychidae
Product: regulation of nuclear pre-mRNA domain-containing protein 1B
Biological process (GO): mRNA 3'-end processing
Molecular function (GO): RNA polymerase II complex binding
Source: RefSeq, a predicted model, not a curated record
AAGAAACCGGGUUCAGCAAAACCGGAUUAUUGGAUGGUCCCUUUCAAUCUGUUCAAUGCUUGUUUACAGAUGUGUUUAUCUUGAUUAUUUUCAUCUUCUACAUUUUUUCGUCCUUUUUUUCAAUUUAUUUAAAUUUGUCAGUUCUAAAUGUUUACUUUGAUCAUAAUUAUUGAUCAUUAAGUGUAUCAUUUAUUUGAUAUUAACUAUACUGUGGCUGUUUAUCUAAUUCACCAUCUCCAACAAGCGGAUUUUUUUUGUCUACUUCUUUGAAACUCUUAUUUAGUUCUCUUUUUUCUUGCCUUUUCGUAUUUUUUGCUUGGUGUUUUUAAAAAUUCAACUAUCGAUUCUAAUUAUAAAAGUAUCUAUUGAUUGUUGACCAAGUGUUCUUGACAAUCAACUAUUUCGUAACCAUCUUCUCCAUCUCGAAGCAAACCACCAGACCAUUUUAUUGCCAACCAAGCAGCUCUACUUCAGUGUUAUUAUUAAGAAAAACAACAACAUUAGCACAACUUGCAGAAUCAAUAACAAUGGAUUACUAAUUGAUAGCUAUUGGUUUUAGCGAUCCAUCUUUAGGCCGAAAAAAAUCUGAUAUUAAGAUUUGAGAAUAUCUAUUCUUAUCCUUAUCUUUACUCAACAUUACUGUGAAUCAACAAAUAUACAUAUCCAUAUUGCAAUAUCUUCCUCACAAGUAUAUACAAAUAUGUCUGGAUUUACAAGUCAACAAUUGGAGAAACGUUUGGGUGAUUUGAAUAGCUCAGCGCAAACAAUACAGACCUUUUCGUUAUGGUUGAUCCAUCAUCGUAAACAUCACAAAUUAAUUGUACAAACCUGGUUCAAAGAGCUUAAAAAAGCGACUAUUAGUCGAAAAUUGACCUUCAUGUAUUUAGCCAAUGAUGUUAUUCAGAACAGUCGGAAAAAGGGGCCUGAAUUUACCAAAGAGUUUGCCGGAGCCUUGAAAGCAGCAUUUGCAGCAGUUGCUAAAGAGGCUGACGAAAAAACCUGGAAAGGCUUGGAAAGGAUACUUGCUGUUUGGGGUGAAAGAAAUAUUUAUGACAGUAAUCAAAUUUCUGAAUGGCGUAAAGCCAUAGAUGAUUUCAAACCAUCUAAAAAUGGCUCUACUGACGAAAAUAAUGGACCCACCAAAAAAGAGCGCACAUCAACACCUGUCGCCAACGAUGCUAAAAGGUUCAAAGCAUCUCAUAAAAGUAACAUCUCUAAAACAACAGCUAACACAAACUCAUCAUCCAUCAAAAACACUUCAUCAUAUUCCACCACAGGCGCAAAAAAUAGCAUGAAAAAAGCAAUCUCGAAGCAAUCGGACAAUAAUGGAACCAAAAUUGAACGGAGCGUUAAAUUCGAUGACUCAAAGUUAACUGUCAAUGAAACAUCAAUAGCAAAAGUGAUUGACCCAGAAGAGCUAAUUUCAGCUUUACAUGAACUUGAACAUUCAGCUUCAAGUGAUGCAAAUGUUCGAGAAAAAAUCGCCUCUCUACCUCCCGAAGUAUCAGAUGCUAGUCUUCUCAAAAAGAUACGUGAUAAGGACGCAGCGGAAAGGUUACAACGCCAAGUGAAUGAGGCCUGUAUCAUUCUUGCUGACUACAAUAAUCGUCUUGCUCUUGAGCUUGAAGAAAGAAAAAAAAUUUCCAAUAUGCUUUAUGCUUUCGUAAAAAAUCAAAAAGACUCUUUAACUUUGGCCGAACAACGUCUCGCUGAAUUCAAAGAGAAACUACAAUCUGUUAGUCAAGUCCGUGAUGAACUUAAAUCACAUCUUCAAAAUUUACCUGAUCUUAGUCUUUUACCUUCCAUUAGCGGUGGUCUCGCACCUUUACCUUCAGCUGGAGAUUUAUUUUCCAUUGCUGCAGCCAAAGCAGCAAUGUCAAUGUCAAUGUCAGCAAACUCAUCCAUGGGAUCAACCAGUUCAGCCUCACCAAAUACUGCAUCACCUGCCGAUUAUGGUACUCCAACUAGCACAGGUACACCCAAUAGUGGUACAGAGGAAGGUUACUCUACAAGAAGCUAACUCGCCCCUCUUGACCAUUCAUCAUCUCCAUUAUGAAAGAUAAAUUCUCAGUUAUCUUUCGAAUCACCUUAAUUGCCCUACUUUCCUAUUUCAUUGAUAUUUCCAAAUCAUAACCUCAUCAAACCUGGAGCAAUGUUUUUCUUUUUUGUGGGCUUCUAUACAUAUAUUUUUCUUAAACCCCUUUUUUGUAACAACAUUACAUUAUUUUUCGCCUUCUCCUUUAUCGUUCUCCUAUUUUCCAAAAAUUAGCCAAGACUGGUUAUGUAAAUAUAUAUACACAAAAAACUGUAAAGAGACACACAAAUAAGAGAAUCUAUUGUAAUUUAUCAUAAUGUCUGAAACUGUUGCCAAUAAAACAACUAUUGAAAUUAUAA